GCAUACAUCGUAUCCCAGCAUGCAGCAGGAGGCCGUUGAGGGAUCCAGCAGCUGGUAGUGAGUUGCUAGAGCGCCGAGCAGGCUGCAGCCAACGGUCAACACAGCUCACGCUUCUCCUACUCCAUGUGAGAAAACCGAGCCGAGAACAUCGAGGCGACAGAAAAAUAUGCUGUUCGGACGCCUAACGUGUGACCACACCGGCUUUUAAGUCCUCAUUGUCACCUGGUUUUCAUUUUGGAGGAUUCCUCCCUCCAUCCUCCGGAUCCCACCGAACAGGCAAUGACAACGGUCUUAGCAACCCCGCAGCAGAUGAAGGACCGGCUGCUGCAGGCCAUCGACAGUCACAGCAAUAUAUGCAAUAUGGUGGCUGUAUUGGAUGUAAUUACCUGUCUAGAAAAAUAUCCAAUCACCAAAGAAGCACUUGAGGAAACUCGACUAGGAAAAUUGAUCAAUGAUGUGAGGAAGAAGACUAAGGAUGAAGACCUUGCCAAGCGUGCUAAGAAACUCCUAAGGAACUGGCAAAAGUUGAUUGAACCCGGACCAUCUGUAGGUGGGAGCACCCCUGGGUCUACCAAUGGAAGUUCCCAUCCCUGCAGAACAGAUGCUUCUCCCCCUGACAUUUCUGUGUCUGGGAAAGGUGUUCCUGAAGUUAAAAUUAGAAACGAUGUCCACAACACAUACUCACCGAAAGCAGAGAAAUCAAGCAGCCGCAAACGCAGAGCAGAGCACAGAGACAGUGGAGUGCACUUACCGGAAAAAAUCUCAAAGCUGUCUUCGUUUGACAACUCUGUGUCACCACCACCCACUAACGGCAUAGCAGGCAGUCCUGAUGCCCUGCUGGACCAGCAAGUCAUCCCAUCCCCUGACAGAUCACGGUUAGAGCACCUUGAUAAUGACAAAAUCAGCAGAAUUCCAGUUAAUGCUGUCAAACCUCGCCCCAGCUCCCCAGGAGUUGCCAAACUACCUAGCACUUCUUCUAUGAUUAAGGCUGCUGUGAUGCAGCAACAGGCCAGACUGGAUGAAGGAGGAGGGGGUUAUUAUCAAGCCAGAAGUCCCCGUGGCCUCACCACCAGUCCGAGGAGUGUGAAGCAGGACACAGUCACCAAACGCUCCUCAGCAUAUGCACCAAAAGGAACGCCAGUCUCGAGUCCUUCCUCCAGGGACUCUCCCUUGUCCUUGCCUCAGCCUGUAGCCUCCCCAGCCCAAGCCUCUUAUGCUGACAAGCUGCCACAUUCUUCUCUUAGGUCUUCAAUGCACUGGGCUGGGUCAUCAGAAGUCGCCACUCAUUGCCCACCACAAGACACAUCUGCAACACUGGAAUCCCCAUCGGUCUCCCCUUCCCUUUCCCAACCCCAACACAACUCGGAACUGCACAGACCGAUAUCUGAGGGAGCCAUGUCUGCUUCUGAGGACACAGACGGGGCAACAGUCUCAAACUUGGAGCAUAAAAGGAGGAAGUACAGAUCAAGAGACUACGCUGUUAACUUAGAUGGCCAGAAAAUAGAGGACGCGACUAAGCCUGUACGGUUAAAAGAACGCAGAUUAACAUUUGACCCUGUCACAGGUCAGAUCAAACCUCUGGUACAUAAAGAACCUUCUCAUUCAGAGGAAGCCCAUACUCCUGACCCUGCAGAGUCCAGGCAAAGAACCGAUAGCAUUGUACAACAACCCCCUAUCCCAGUUCCUACCCCAACGUUAGCCCCUGUCUCUGCCCCAGGUCCAAGCACUAACCCUUUCCAUCAAACAAACUGGAAAGAGCUGUCCAGAAAUGAAAUCAUCCAGUCCUACUUGAACCUUCAGAGCAAUGUGCUCACCUCCUCGGGGGUCCAGGCCCCCAGUGCACACUUUUUCAUGUCGGAGUAUCUGAAAAGGGAAGAACAGGAGAUCAAGGACUCGAGGAAGAGUCAUGUUCUGCAGACAGACAGCUCAGUAGGGGUUUUACCGGGUGUGAGCCGGGAGGUGACUGACGAGGACCUGGACAGGAUACACAUGCAGCACUGGCCCGGGGUGAAUGGUUGCUAUGACACCAAGGACAGCUGGUAUGAUUGGACAGAGUGCAUAUCAUUGGACCCUCAUGGGGAUGAAAGCAAAUUGAACAUCCUGCCAUAUGUUUGCCUAGACUGAGGGGUUUGGGAAGGUUUGCUGUCCUUUUCCACUCCUUUCUCUGUCUCCACACAGAGACAAGCUACUUUGUGAUUUUGUUUGUCCACUGUGAGUUCGGCAAGAGUCAGGCCUGCUAAACUCCUACCUGCCCCACCUCCCACCCCAUGCCUUUUCCUCUUUCUGUGAUAAUCCGAUGAGAUUUUGGUAUAAAAUAGUAAAGAUUAAAAGAAUAGUUGAGUUUGUCAUACCAAGGGCUGUUUCUGUUUUAUUUUUCAAAAUGAAAGUCGCAGGAAUGACAAGGCCCUGGCUGCAGAGCACUGCUACUACCACUGAAGUCAAGAAAGAGAGGACAGGUUUAUCCCAGAAUACUAGAAAUGGUUUUAUAAUGAGCAUUUUCGAUGAUCUGUUCUGUACCUCUGUUUCAGGUCCACUGGGAUGACACUGCUUUCUUUUUCUGUUUUCUUUUAUUCUUUUUGACAGUCUAGUUUUUAAUGAGGAAUUACAAUCUAGGGUAAAUUUGAGGGAAGGCUGGGGUUUAGCUGUCCUGUCCAGUCUGCCACGUUGGUGCCCAGAGAGGUGUUGAUAGAGUUCAUCUAGCACAGAUAGAGCUGAACAUGUCCAGAGUAUGAAGUACUGGAGCAUUUUUGGCAGUUACAAGAAGCUUUAUGUGAGAUAUAAAGAGUAAAUUAUAAAUUUCUUAUCAUGUAUACAUCUAUUUAUUUUUGACCAGUUCAUUUAUGGAGCGUCCUUUCAAACAGACGUUCAGAAGCCUAUAGAUGUUUCCUUUCUUUUCCUGUUUGCAUCACAUUGUUGCCAGCCUAAUCUUUGAUGUUAAAGGGGCAUGCAGAUAUCUUGUUGCAUGGUCUUUCUCACAGAUCGGCCAAUGCAUUUGGUCAUUUACAUUCCAUACUCAACUCUUCACCCACUUUCGCUCUCUCUGGCUCAUCAUAAAGCACUCAUAUGUCCAUGGCAUCUCAAGAAAAAAAAAAUCAUCCAGAUCUGUUCUACUGUAAGGUUAAUUCAGAGAGUAUCAACUCACCACACAAUAGCAGUCUCCUAAGCUUAAAAAUGAAAGAAUGUAAAAUCAGAUGGUGCUGAUCAAAACUGCAUUUUAGUGGAAAAAAAUAUAUUUGAAUGCCAGGACUCACUUUUCCAUUCCUUUAGAUUUUUUGCCUUCUGGAAAAUCUUUCCCAUGUUUUUCUGAGUUAAACCGCCUUAGUGAAUGUACAGGAUCGAGACUCCUUAAGCACUUGUACAUACUUUUAUGACUUGCUGGUCAUUUCAUUACUGACUUAAAUCAAGUGUGAACAGUGACUGAUAACUCCAUCUAUUUAUGUGCCCAUAGUUUAUUCAGAGUUUAAGAUACAUUUGACAUUUUUGCAGCUGCUUUCGAGAGUUUAGAGACAUUUAGGAGGCUGAUCGCAGUAGCAUUUCUUUUGCUUCCAUUUUUUGUAUACAUCAAGCAUAAACGGGAGAGAGAGAGAGAAAGAUGUGUGCGUCAGAUGUCGUUAGUGUUUUCAUGUGACAACUAAUACUCCUGAUUUCCCUUUAUACUCAUCAGUCACCACCACUUCUCACAUGACUUAAAGAAGAUUGGCUUCUGUGCAGCCUCUCUGUCCAUACAUUAUUUCAGUCAUUCAUCCCUACCAAUGUGCCUUGGUAAAUGGUAAAUCUGGAUUUGCUUCUGCAUUUAAAAAAACAACUGUGCCGUCUGUGAAUCUGGAUUUAUGUGCAAGAAUUCCAAAUCCGGUGAUCAAUACGACGCUGGUAUAUGCACCAUUUCUGUUACUUUUUGUACACGCUGAUCUAGCGAGGGUAAAGCUGCAGACAAUGAGAAACUGCACAACAACAGCACAGCUGGCAAUAAAGGAAAAAAGUGCUUCAACUGGUUGAUAAGAAUCUGUUUUCUGGAGUUUUGACUGGGGCAUCUUUAUUUGUUCAGUGUUUAACAUCUCUCGAUUGUUUGAAAAAUAAAAUGAUCUAAAUCUUCA
Molecule: messenger RNA, 4094 nt
Organism: Cheilinus undulatus (humphead wrasse)
Lineage: Eukaryota; Metazoa; Chordata; Actinopteri; Labriformes; Labridae
Gene: crsp7
Product: cofactor required for Sp1 transcriptional activation, subunit 7
Exons: 3
Coding region: 280-2124 (614 amino acids)
Biological process (GO): regulation of transcription by RNA polymerase II; positive regulation of gene expression
Cellular component (GO): mediator complex; nucleus; core mediator complex
Molecular function (GO): transcription coregulator activity
Source: RefSeq, a predicted model, not a curated record